AUGCUGGCUGAUUUCACACAGAACUCAGGUCUACGCAAAGGUCCGCAAGCUGCGACCAAAGCACUUGAAGCUGAAUGCCGAGCUGCCUAUAACAAACUUGCUCUUGAGAUGAACGCAGUCCAUGAGUUGGAGCGCCGGCUUGAUCUUAUGAAGUGCUGGACACCUGGUGAUCCCGAAUAUCAAGAAGCGCUCAAAUAUUUGAAUAAUCGGCAGUUUAUACGUGUGGUUCAACAUCUUGAAGGACUUGUUGUGCAAAGAUUGUUUGAACUUACCAAGGCUAACUUGGCCGGUACAGACAUACUGAAGUUUAGCGAGGUUGUAUCAUAUGCGUGGCUUGGCAAGUUUGAGCUGCUGAAAAGCUCACGGCAGGAAGUCUUAACCAAACCUUGGGUCUCAAAAGCCAACAGGGAGGUGGCAGGCAAAUACUUCAGGAUAGUUUGUGUGCAUGAAGAAAUUGAAUGUCUCAAUGUUGAGAUCUCUCAUCUUCAAAGCCAACCUGCACUUGCCUGUGAGAUCCACCAUCUACACGAUAAACGUGUGCACAUGAACAAUGUUCACCAUGCGCACCUCCAGGUGAUAUAUGCAAUGCCAGGUUUUAGCAGUGUUUGUGUGCUGGAGACCUCUAAUGAUGCAAAUGAGGGUGCAGUGAUCAACGAGCUACAGAGAGCUGCACCCAUCGAAGUUGAUGAAGAUGAUAUCUCAUUAAUUCACCAUUUGUCCAGCUCCAUCUCUGAAUCCAUCUACAAACAAGCCUCCAAAUUUAUGUUCAACUCCAAAGUAACCAAACCUCUGUCCAUCACCACCAUAGCACAGGAUGUGUUCAAGUUAGUAUGGGUCACUUAUCACGGUGACACUGGAGGCCCAUUGAAAACCGUGCAACAGAAAUUGAACCACGCCAAUCUAAAUCCAACAAUGGACUUACUGGAGGUCAUUUUUGCUUUGUCGAUUGUGGAUAGGGUCCGCAAGACCGUUUUUGAUAGGAAUUGGCAAAAGUCGCCUAGUGAUUUAGGUUUAACUCAAAACAAUAUCUUCCAGGAUAGCAGUUGUGUUUCACUGCCAUUCCCUCCCCUUCCUGUAGCCAUUCAAAACCCUGCUACCGCUCAUAGAAACAUAUCAACGACUGCAACACCCGCCACUCCAAGGCCCGCACCAACAUUAGCUGAAGUUUUGCAGUGUCCUGACUUUCAGACUUGGUUUCUGGGACAACAGGGCACUCAUGAAACUCCAUCUGGAGGACCAAAUCAUUCUACUAGGAUCCCUGCAACUGCAUCUAGUCCUCAUACUCAUUGGCAGCCUACACCCACUCGCACUACACCUUCCACUCAUCAGCAACCCAUGCCAGCACAAUCAAAUAUCCCAGCCGCUUCAAACCCUUCUCGCAUUACUACAACUCGGUCGUUUGACUCAGACUCCAUGGAUGUGUCGGAUUCCCCAGAUUCUAUAUCUUCAGAGUCGUCUAUCAGGCCUGAUAUAGUUAUAGCCUUGCAGGAAGCACUUCAUGGACAAGAUGUCGUUCAAGAUUCUGCCUCUAACCUUGAUUCUGAACAAGAUACAGAAACCAAUGAUGGGCGCCGUGGGCCCAUGUGGGACCAGCCCAGCUUUUCAUCAGCAUUUUCUGUAUAUGAUAACCUUCAGCAUCUAGGUGCCGAACAACAUGGGUUACCCCCACCAUAUGACACUGUCAUAAAUAACCAGCCAGUCGUCUAUAUACAAAAUGGAAUUAUUGUGAGGAUCAACCAAAGACAGUAG
Suillus plorans is the source of this 1749-nucleotide messenger RNA. RefSeq lists its product as uncharacterized. The transcript has 10 exons. Bases 1 to 1749 code for a protein of 582 amino acids. The record is from RefSeq and is a predicted model, not a curated record. Lineage: Eukaryota; Fungi; Basidiomycota; Agaricomycetes; Boletales; Suillaceae.